AUGCAUUUAUACUUGGAAAGCCUAGAUCUGUUUGACGAUGCAGAAGGUACGGCUGAAAGUCCUGGAAGUAGUGCUACCGAGAACGUAUGUCGAAGCUUCAAUUCUAGUGCGAAGAAAGCAUGGACUCGCAUCUGUUUAGCCAUUGAACCGGAGUAUCAAAUACACAUGCGAGAUACAAGAAUAGCGAAAGAAGCUUGGGAUGCUUUAAAAGGUCAGUUUGCUUGUGAAUCAUUGUUGCAAAAAGUUAGGCUACGACAGCAAUAUUAUUCUUGCCGUUUUCGCCCGGGAGAUAAUAUGUUUGAGCAUAUAAGUCACUUAAGAUCAUUACAUGACCAAUUGAAAGAGAUGGGAGUAAAUAUUGAUGAUAAAGAACUGCAAUAUUAUUGGCUCUCCAAAUAA
Messenger RNA from Paramuricea clavata, 399 nucleotides. The record is from the annotation of a GenBank genome assembly. Lineage: Eukaryota; Metazoa; Cnidaria; Anthozoa; Malacalcyonacea; Plexauridae.